Molecule: messenger RNA, 4978 nt
Organism: Ictalurus punctatus (channel catfish)
Lineage: Eukaryota; Metazoa; Chordata; Actinopteri; Siluriformes; Ictaluridae
Gene: runx2a
Product: RUNX family transcription factor 2a
Exons: 8
Coding region: 529-1947 (472 amino acids)
Biological process (GO): regulation of transcription by RNA polymerase II; neuron differentiation; regulation of cell differentiation
Cellular component (GO): nucleus
Molecular function (GO): DNA-binding transcription factor activity, RNA polymerase II-specific; RNA polymerase II cis-regulatory region sequence-specific DNA binding; ATP binding
Source: RefSeq, a predicted model, not a curated record
AGUGCUGCAAAUGAGAUGAAGCUCUGUUGAAAAGUCGAGAGCUCCAGCCCCUUCCUCACGGAGCCGGAGCUCAUUCUUCCCUGUGGAUGUGUAGAAGAAACGUUGAACUGCUGACGGGACGAGGGGAAAAAAGAAAAGAAAAGAAAAGAAAAAAAAAAAAAAAACACAGCACGAGCGAAAGGAGGACGAUAGAGGCUGUCUCAGUCUACUUUUGUGCUCUGAUGUCACAAACACAUGACCCAGCCUCUCCAGUAACAGCCCACAAGGAGGGGGGAAAAAGUGUGUUUGAAAGCAUACACGUUUUUUGGAUGGUGAGAAUGUUUCAUUCCCCUCACAAACAACCACAGAACCACAAGUGCGGUGCGAUCGCUUUGCCCAGGACGAGCGCAGGGAGCCACUGGGGCGUAAAUGGUUAAUCGGCACGGGUCAACCCCACUCCCAGAGACCCGACAAGUCAUUUAGCACCUCAAGGGUCACGGCGACCUCGAAAGGAGACGUUAUCUGGCGAGGAUAUAACCAAGUGUGGCGAUGGCAUCUAACAGCCUUUUCAGCUCGGUCACUCCGUGUCAGCAAAACUUCUUCUGGGAUCCGAGCAGCAGCAGGAGGUUCAGCCCGCCGUCCAACGGAGUGCAGGCUCUGCCCGGGAAAGCGGCGGAUGCGAGCGCGGCGGGAGCGACGCAGCACGAGGCGAACACGGCGGCGGCGGUGCCGAGACUGCGCGCGCACGACAAUCGCACCAUGGUGGAGAUCAUCGCCGACCACCCCGCCGAGCUCGUGCGCACCGACAGCCCCAACUUCCUCUGCUCCGUGCUGCCGUCUCACUGGAGGUGUAACAAAACCCUGCCGGUCGCCUUCAAGGUUGUUGCACUGGGGGAUGUUCCUGAUGGAACAGUGGUAACAGUUAUGGCAGGAAACGAUGAGAACUACUCGGCAGAGCUGCGGAAUGCCUCCGCUGUCAUGAAGAAUCAAGUGGCACGCUUUAACGACCUGAGGUUCGUCGGGAGGAGUGGGCGAGGGAAGAGCUUCACUCUGACAAUCACAGUAUUCACCAACCCUCCUCAAGUGGCCACUUACCACCGAGCCAUAAAGGUCACAGUGGACGGACCACGAGAACCAAGGAGACACAGGCAGAAGCUGGAGGACCCUCCAAAACCAGGGUUGUUCUCUGAGCGCCUGAGUGAACUCGAACGCCUGCGCCACAGCACCAUGAGGGUUGCCGUGCCCACGCAGAGCCCCCGGCCGUCCCUCAACGCUGCAGCAAACUCCUUCAGCCCACAGGGACAGACACAGAUCUCAGACCCACGGCAGUCACAGUCGUCUCCUCCAUGGUCGUAUGAGCAGCCAUACACCCCCUACCUGACCCAGAUGACUUCUCCUUCUAUCCACUCUACCACUCCGCUCUCCUCCACCCGAGCCACAGGCCUGCCCGCCAUCAGUGAUGUACCAAGACGUCUCUCAGGUACAUCAGAUCUGAGCCCUUUUGCAGCCGACCCACGCCAGUUCGAGCGCCAGUUUCCCAGCCUGUCAUCUCUUACCGAGACACGCUUCUCUAGUCCCAGGAUGCACUACCCCGCCACAUUCACCUACACACCGACCCCUGUGACAUCAGGCAUGUCUCUAGGCAUGUCCAGCACCACCCACUACCAUACUUACCUGCCACCUCCAUACCCAGGUUCCACCCAGAACCAGAGCGGGCCAUUCCAGACCAGCAGCACACCAUAUCUGUACUACGGGGCUUCAUCUGGCUCGUACCAAUUCUCCAUGGUGCCAGGGGGGGAACGCUCCCCAACACGGAUGCUGCCACCAUGCACCAGCGCCUCAACAGGCAUCAACCCAAAUCUGCCAGCUCAGACUGAAGGCACCGAGGCCGACGGCAGCCAUAGCAGCUCACCCACCGCACUCAACUCUAGCGGGAGGAUGGACGAGUCUGUGUGGCGGCCAUAUUGAAAAGGGAAAAUAUUUGGAGGGUUACACAGGUCUACGUAGCAAUGCUCGCAAGCUACGCAAAUCUCGGUAGAAAUAGUCCUUAUGGAAUUGGUUUCUAAGCACAAAUGCUACAAAUUGCGCAGUUCAGAGAGCAGUGUAACUUUAGUACUUUAAGUUACGAGUCCAGGCAUUAUUCCACUGCAGAACCGCUGAGAGCCAUGCCAGCGCUCUGUUGCUGAACUGAACUGGUAGAAGAACUUUUAUUGUAUUAGGUAUGUGCUUCCCAGACUAUUGACUGAGACUGUUUUCAUACUAACUCAGUGUAUUUUGAAAUUUUUUAACACUGAACAUCUUUUUUUUUAAUUUAUGAGUGAAAAGUCAGAUAUAUUAGACGGUACCUGAUUAUGUACAUGCCCUCAGAUGUUUUUAAUUUAUGUAUAAAAUUGUAGCAGAUAUGGUACUAAGAAGCAAUAUAAGCCAUAUAAAACAUAAAUUAUGCAAAGUUGUUAGAGGGACAAAAUUUAAGACGCUUGAAUAAUAUUUUGGGAAUGAUUAAUAACUUAAUUGUAUAUUUACUCUUUAGUAAUUUAAAAUGUUUUUUUUAUCUUUAUUGUAAGGCAAAUACAUAUCCAAUAUGUAAACAAUGAAGGAAAGAUGUCAGACUCAGAUCAAUUUUUUAUUAUUAUUAUUAUUAUUUUAUUUUAUUUUUUUGCUUGGGUGCUUGGGUUGUUGCUUUCCUCCUUAGAAAGCUGCAUUCAUAGGGAGGGGCAUUUGGCUUAAAAAUUGAGAGGCACUUGCAAAGAUAACAAGAGCCAAGUCUUGAACUGAGUCAAGCAUCUAUUUACACAUAUGUGACAUAUUCCUCUCUCGGUUAUUAUUCUGACUUUGUUUAUCCGAUGUUUGAUCAAGUUAAUUUAUUUUUUCAACUUGUCGUUUAUUUAAUGAUAUUGAGUGACUACGAGCAAGACCAAUAGCACGCAGCAAUCGUCUCACUCUUUCCAUGUUCACGAGGAGCUGUGUUCAGGCUGCCUAGAUUUCUUUCAGUUUACAGCACCCUUACAAUCACAAUACAUGUUUCAGUCAUGAGCUCUGAAUACAUGUACAACGUACACAAUCAGUAUGAGGAAUCGGCCUUUAAUUCUUAACUGGACCAUUAACUGUGCGUGUAUGAGGUCAGGUGAACACUAUGCAAGAAAAUAUGUAUAAAAAAUAUUUUUUACAAAAACUAUCAAAUGGAUCGCAUUUUGCUUUUGUCCAUGUAUACGUCCGAGAAAUAUCACUUCAUGACAUGUGGAAAAAUGUACAUCAGAUGUUCCAGGUCAUUUACUACAAGACUAGAGAAUUGAGCAUGUUAUAUUUCAUAAUGCAGAUUUCGUAAGCAGAUAUUCCAGAAUACAGACAAUCGGCCAUGUUUAGCCAUCUAAAUUACUUACUUAAUACUGUUAGCAUUUUUUUGUUUCUAAUUGUAAUUCUAAACUUAUUUAUUACUUGGUGAACCAUGUGUCAAGAUUGAUUUCUUACUGACAAGAGAUCUGCAAAAAUUUCACCAAUUUUAUAUUUGUAAUGGUGUCAUUUUUUUUUUUUUUACGAGAUUUAAUCACAGUCUUUGAACAUGUGUGUGUGUUUGUGUGUUUGUGUGUUUGUUUUUUGGAUUUAGACAACACGUGAUACUUCAUUUGUAAAUUGUAACUUAAGAGGCUGCAGGCAGCACCCGGGGAAACCAAUGUCAUUUUUUUUUGGUUUUAUCUGGAUCAAAGCACUUCUUUUAUUUUCUUUUUGUCUUUGCUUGGUUUCGAAUAAAGCCUCGAUGCCAUGGGGGAAAGGGAACAGCUAAACAGCCAAUCACAAGAUCACAAGAGUCAUCACUUCGGUACAGAGCUCGAGCCAGUUUGAGUUUACAACUAAUACCUGAACACACACAGUAAUUAAGCAAUAUUUGAUAUUCUUGUGUGUGUAUGUAUGUGUGUGUGUUACGGUACUGCUACAAUAUGAAUCAGGGUUUUAACUUGGAUAUAAACUGGACUGACUGUUGGUGAGAGCACAAAAAUGUCACUCUUGCUCAAAGUGAUCAUAGAGUUUUCCAGCAUCUGUUUUUAAAUCGGAUUCUUCUUUUUUUUUUUUUUUUACUGUUGUCUUUUGGCUGUGAGAAGAGCGAACAUGUUUACAAUACUGCAAAAGACUUAAAGAACCUCUGCACUGUUACCAUAAUUGAAAUAAUUUCUGAUAACUGCUUUAUGCCAGUGAUGAGUAAUACCCAAAGGUUGACUUGUUCUGUGUGAAUUAUGUUUUAGUGACACUGCAAAGUCUCGCAAGCAGUUUUGGGUUUGCAUCAAAUAGCUGACAAAUGUGCGGCUCAUGUCGGAGCCCUGAGCUUUAUGAAUGGCCUAGCGAGUAAUGUUAAUCAGGAGCUGUGGUCAGCAAAUCCGCUGCUGGAGUCAGUUCCAGGAUUUUUCAUCUCCAAGUGAAAUCCAGCACACUCGGAGUUGACUGAUUGGCGGCGUUCACUGCUUUGAGGUCUUCGAGGGUCACUUGGGUUUCAUAACUAACCAAAAAUGAAUUUUCCCCUCUGAUUAAGUGAACUAGGAGAGGCUUAAGGAGAGGCCUGCAGGCUGAGAACAGGAAUAAGUCACAGCGAGUAGAUUCAGAUUGGCCAGUUGAAAGCAGCAAAUGCAAAAUUCGGCACGGUAUGUUAGAACAUGUCUCUCAAAUACAGUGUUUUGCAUGUAAAAUUUUGGGAAUAAACCCUUUUAUACAUAAAUAUGCAUUGUUUUGAAUAACCUUCAUAGACAUUUAGUUUGUAAACUGCUGCAGAACGUUUUGUUUACUUUUACCAUUGCUUUCCAUGCACAUACUGUACAGAUUUGUAUGUCUAGUUGAUCAGUCACCCUGGUUUUCUGUCUCACAUCUAUUCAUCAUCUGAACUCAUUUAUUUGUGAAACUUCCAGUAGUUUCUGUAGGACUAACAGGUCCUUUAAAAAUUGUGAGAUUGUUAAACAUUUCUAAUGAUUGUAUCAUUGGUCUUGGAGAAUAAAAAGAAAGAUUUUGUUAAAAA